Molecule: messenger RNA, 5317 nt
Organism: Chelonus insularis
Lineage: Eukaryota; Metazoa; Arthropoda; Insecta; Hymenoptera; Braconidae
Gene: Remo
Product: Remoulade
Exons: 7
Coding region: 239-4900 (1553 amino acids)
Biological process (GO): cell surface receptor signaling pathway; G protein-coupled receptor signaling pathway
Cellular component (GO): plasma membrane
Molecular function (GO): protein binding; G protein-coupled receptor activity
Source: RefSeq, a predicted model, not a curated record
AGCAGAUUUAUGUUACGGAAUUUACAAUCAAUGAAAAAUGCAGAACAAUAAAUCUAAUAAUGUGAAUUAAGUGCUUCGAAAUGGCUAAUGAACCGCAAAUUAUGCUGAAUGCUGUAUCAUUAUCUGUCGAUUAUAAAUGCCGACGAUUAAACCAUGCAAUUACAUUAAAGUAUUGUGAAAAACAAUGUGAAAGAAUUUGCUAUUUAAUUUGGGCAUAAUUGCCCAAUUGCCCUUUAUUAUGAGAGAAGUUUUACUUUUGUGCUUCCUUAUCGAAGCACUAAAACUUGUUUUAGGAUUUUCAUGUCCUCCUGUAUGUACUUGUAGACGUGUUGGACCUCAAGCUGAACGACUGAAAGUUAAAUGCAAUAAAGAUCUCAAAGAAAUUGAUUUAAAUUCUAUCGGCGUCGAGCUUUAUCAUCUAGAUUUAAGUAAAAGCAACAUUCACACAAUAGAACCUGGAACUUUCAAAAAUUUGACCAACUUAAGACGAUUAGAUUUAUCCAAUAAUAAAAUCACAGCAUUGAACGAAGGAAAUUUUAUUGGAUUAGAAAAUUUAGAAAGAUUGGACCUGAGUAAAAAUGAAAUUUCUUCAAUAGAUUCUGUAGCUUUUCGACCCUUGGCUAAUCUUAAAAAGCUAGAUUUGUCCGCUAAUAAAUUAAGCACUCUGGAUACGUCUUUAUUUCAUGAUUUACUGGCAUUAGAGCGCUUAAAACUCAGUGGUAAUGCCUUAAAAUCAUUAUCAGAAGGAACUUUCCAUGGAUUAAAAUUACUAAGGCAGCUAGAUUUAACAAAUAAUCCUUGGAAAUGUGACUGCUAUUUAUAUUGGCUCAGUAACUGGAAGAAUGAUUCUAUUUUCAAACUAAAUCCUGCUCCUAUAUGUGACAGUCCAGAAAUGUUUCAUGGAAAAUCAAUUCUUGAUAUGAAGCUAUCCAACGAAUUUCAAUGUCAAUGGACUUCUCCUAUAAUAGAUAUUUAUCCAGAUCAAAAUCAGGUAGUGUUCGCGGGUGAUUCAAUAUCUUUAAAGUGUAGAGCUCCGAGUAUCACUGAUGACAGAAGUGCAAAACUAAAUUGGCUGUGGAAUCCGAGUUUAAUUGAUGAUAGUCCUAAAUUAUUUGUUGACCCACAAGAAACGUUAUCUAAUAUUAAAGUAGACAAUCGAUACUUAUCAGAUAGCGGCAUUGUCGACAGUUCUUUGAGUAUUUUUCCAGUAAAACAAGAACAUAAUGGUCAAUGGAAUUGUUUACUAUAUUCUAUCCAUGGUAAUAAAACCAAAUCAAUUAGUAUAAUUGUCAUAUCAGAAGAUACACGCUACUGUCCACUCGCAGUAACAAGAAAUAAUAAAGGAAUGUAUGCUUGGCCGCGAACAGUAGUUGGUUGGAAAGUUGAGCUACCUUGUGAAGGAAUAAUAUCGUCAGGGAUUUCAUCAACAUUAUCUAAAGCUUCCUAUCAAUGUGACUUAAGUGGAAGUUGGACUGAUCUAAAUACUGACUUUUGUCCAUUUAUUUCAUCAAUAACAAGAACUUUAGAACAGUUUUCAAAUUUAAACCUAACGUUAACUAAAGAAAAUUUAUUAGAAACCAUAAAGAGAUUUAAAAAUUUUACUGAAGACUCAAAAAAAAUUACAGAUGAGAUUGAAUUGAAUUUUAUCACCAAAACUAUCGAGAACUAUGUAAAUUUUAUUGAAGAGGAAAAAGAAUUAAGUGCCAUUCUAGUUGGUAUAAUAAGUUCUUUGAUGAAUUUACCAAAAAUAUUAUUAAAGAAAUCAGAGUUGAAUUAUAAUGUAUGCAGCAGAUGGAUUAAAUCUUUAGAACUUAUAACCAAGUCUACUCCAGCAAUUCAAAUACAUUUAAAUAAUUUAGCUUUAGAAGAAUUCCAUAUAACGAAAGAGAGUUUUGUAGGAUUAUCAUGCACCUGGUACAGCAGUUUAAUUGACGAUUUAAAUGCUAAGUUUUUACAUUGCGCUACAAGUAAUCGAACAGCAAUUUUAAAUAUUAAAGAUAAAUCUAUCGAAGCUUCAAUUAGACUUCCAUCAUCUCUACUAAGUGCUUCCGAUCAUUCUUCUACAUGUUCCUUGAUGAUUUCAAUGUUUAGUCAUGGUAUUUUAUUUCCAAGAAUUCCAGAAAAUUAUUCAGAAGUCACUUCUGCAGUUAUUGGAAUUAAAGUCAUCGGUACAACAGUAAAUUUAACAGAACCAGUAAUGGUAAUGUUAAAAGUAUCUCACUAUCACAUGGCUACACCUCCAGUUCCUAUGAUUUGGGAAGAAAAAAUGAAUGAAUCAGGAAGAUGGACACCAGAUGGUUGUAGACUUACUAAUUUAAUAAAUAAUAUCGUAGUUUUUCACUGUGAUAGAUUAGGAUACUAUGGUCUACUAGAAGAUACUUCAUAUUUAAUGAAAAUGAAUACGACAGGAGCUAAAUUUCGAUACUCAAAUCCUGCUAUUUAUGUGGGAACAUUUAUGAUAAUUACUUGCCUGACUUGUAUGUCUGUGACUUAUAUUAUUUGUUAUACAUCGAUUAUUAUGCCGAAAAGGGCGAAGCACAGUGUAAUUAAUACAUGGAUUGCUAUAACGCUGUUAUGUUUUUUAUACACCGUUGGAAUUCAACAAACAGAAAAUAUUGAAAUUUGUCAAGGAGUAGGAUUAGUUUUACAUUAUUUGUCACUCUGUUGUCUUCUUUGGAUGGCAGUUUCUGCAAGUAAUAUGUACAAAAGAUUAUCCAAGUCAGAUAUUACUGUUAUUCCGGAUGAUGAAAUACCAGAGCAGCCUAUUCAAAAACCUCUUUUGGGUCUUUAUCUUGUUGGUUGGGGAAUUGCUUUAAUUGUUUGUGGUAUAUCAGGUGCAAUAAAUCUUCGUGAGUAUGCAGGAUAUUCCUAUUGUUUUCUCACAUCUGGACCAGCAUUAGCAGCACUAUUUAUACCAGCUAUUAUUCUUAUCAUCUAUUUAACAAUUUUUUAUCUUCUUGUUCGGUGUACUAUCAGAAAUGUUAAUCACAACGGUCAAUUAUCAGAGGGUACUCAAGCUACAGAAAAUGUUGACUUAGAGCUUUUGGAACCUCAUGAAAAUCGUGCUGAUCAAAAUAGCAUUAAUAGUACUCAGACUGUUUCAUCAGAAGUAGAAGAUAUUGAGCAUUCGCAAAUUACUCAAUUAAAAGGACAUAUAAUCAUUCUUAUUUUAUACUUAAUAAUGUGGAGUUCAGGUGCAAUUGCAACUGCACAGCCAUUUAGUCCACACAUUCCUUACGAUGAAAUGAUUUUUUCAAUUCUUUAUGCCAUUUCUUCAAGUACUUUAGGUUUAUUUGUACUAUUAUUUUAUGGAAUAGCUAGAAGUGAUGUAAGAUCACAGUGGACGAGAAUGAGAUGUUGGCUAAGAAAAAAGAAAAAUCGUUGCUGUAGAACACGGAGUGUGUCUGACGCUAACCCAUCAAUUCCGGCCCAACCUUUAGUUCAAAAUAUUACUCCAGUUAUUACUCAAUCUCAAGCAAUUCAAGCAAUAUCUGACAGCAAUUCUAUUAGUUCAUCAAGACACACAAGCCAUUCAACUAAUGGUAAAGGAAGUAAAGCGAUUGAAUUUAUUAAAGAACCUUCAGUAGUACCUAACAAAAAAGCGAAUGUAAAUUUAGUGGUUCUUCAUCGUCAACAAUAUCGGUCGAAUAACUCUGUAACUACUUAUACUGAAGCUUCUCCAGCAGUUUGUGUGGAAAUGUUUUAUAAUCCUCAUCAAAGUGGUGUAGCGAGAAAAUUCUUUAAAAAACAACGAAGAAAUAUUAAACAUAACAAUUUAGGGCCAAGAAAGCAGGGCGAUGGAGGUGCCACAAGUGAUAAUGGAAGUUGUAUUUCACUUCCACGGCCUGCAGUUAAAUUAUCAAAUGAUAUUGAUAAUAUUAAUACUUCUAUCUUUGGAAGUAGUGUUAAAGUUAAUAAUACAAAUAUUCAUGUAGAAUUAAAUCCAGUAAAUGACGUUAAAAAUGUUAAUAUUCUUUCUGAUAGUGGUGGAAGUGUUUCUGAAGAUAGAAAUACAUCUGUAAGGUAUGUUAUUGGUUCAGAAAAUAUAAUGCGAAGUGUAAAAAAAGUUAAUAGCGAUCCCAUAAGUGAAUUAACUACAAGAAAAGAAACUCUAUCAACGUUAAGCCCUAAUGAAUCAGAUGUAGAUACAAGGACUGAAGAAAUAAAAUUUUGUAGAAACGUCUCACAGCAGUGUAGUCUUGAGUAUAGUUCAGAAGUUGAAACUACGACUCAAAUGACGAGUGAAAGAAGCGAUCAAAAUUUACCUGAUAUUGGAGAAACACCAGAGAAGUUAAAAGAGAAUGAUUUAAGGUGUAACAGUUUGACAGAAAUUACUCAAGAGAGUAAUAACAGUGAGUUUCCACCUUUGUCGUUGAGAAAUAGUUAUAGGAGUUCAUUCAACGAUAUUACGAGUCUUGGAAACAGUUCAAAGAAUGAACGAGUCGAAUCAAGAGCUUCUCUAGACGAUUUAACAACCAGUGAAAGAAGCUAUAAAGACGACUCGCGACAAAGAAAAAAUUCCGAACGAUUAAGUGAUGAUAAUUUUAGUGAAGAUAAUUGUAUUCAAGAUUUUCCAUUUUUUUCACGAUCAUUAUCAAAUAUUAAUCGGGAUGAGAGUAAUUUUAGGUUACUGGAUGGUCUAGCUUUACCAAAUUUAGGUGAGCAAGAAGAUUUAAUUAGUACUCCAAAUUUUCUAAAUAAAGAGUUUAACUCUUUAACUGAUCUUACCACCAUUGAUGUCACAUUGGGAGCCACUAGACACUUGGAUAUGAAUGCUAGCAUUGGGGUUGACUAUGAGGAUACAAAUUAUAAUAAUUCAGAACAAUUUAAUGAUGAUACUGCUUUGGAUGUAGAAAUGUUAUUAGAGACUAAUUCUAUUAAGAAAGAAACUAGUGUUUAAGCUAUUGGAAUCUUCCAUUCAAAAAUGUGCCAAGUGAUUUGACAUUUUGAUCUCCUUGAAAAAUAUUCCUCUUCUUCAUCUUUAUUAUUAUGUCUCUUUUAUAUUUUUUAUUAAAAAUAACUAUCGUAAAUUGUAUUUAUCGUAAAAAAAUGUGUGUUGUGUAUAUAAUUCUAUUAUAAUGAUUAUAAUCCAAAAUGCAUUUUUCUUAAACUUUGGUAUGAACAACAUACGCUUUUAUAUCAGUGUUGAUUAACAAUUUAUCAGUAUUCGCUUUUCAUCCUUCUUUUUACGAUUUUUAUAAUACAUUUUUGAUAUUAAUUAAACGUAUUACAAAGCUUUGUCAAGGAAUCAUAUAACUAACUUGCCUGUACUUUGGAGAUUUUUUUUGGGUUAAGACUGAAAUUUUUCAAAUAUUUU